Molecule: messenger RNA, 1023 nt
Organism: Trichomonas vaginalis G3
Lineage: Eukaryota; Parabasalia; Trichomonadida; Trichomonadidae
Exons: 1
Coding region: 1-1023 (340 amino acids)
Source: RefSeq, a predicted model, not a curated record
AUGUACACGGGAACACACGGAAUGGCUUGUAUGCUAACCAUCCUCUGCCUAUUUACAGGACACUGCAGUUGUCAGGCCAAUAAGACCAUCUCAUCCUUAACACUCAAGUCAGUUAACUCAAAUUCUCCAUACUUUACUUUUUCGAACAAAUUUACCAAGAGUAAAGUGUCCUUUGAGAAGCUUUCCAUAUCCAAACUCACUUCCACAUUUGCUUUUUCAGCAAUUCCAUUAACCUUCAAGGAAUCACAUUUCUCCAAGUGCCUCUCUCCAAUUUUGAAGAUGAAUUCUCAGAGUAUUUCAAAUACAGAGAUAACAUCAAGUUCUGAAUCCACUGAAUCCAUUACAUUUACAAGCUGCACUUUCAAUAUGAACAGUGAGUAUGCAGUAAGUGGUGAUCCAGAUUUCAGUAUUACCUUCCUUAAAUGCACUUUCAAGGGCCAUUAUAAUUUCCUCUCAUAUUAUUUUGGAGCAAUUUAUGUAAAUGACUCAGCAAUGAAUGAUGUUACAUUUGGAAUCAGUUUUUCUUCCACUGAAAAUGUUGAAGGUAAUUAUUUUAGGAAUAAUAUCACUAAUACAAAAACUGACUCUAACUAUGGACUUUUCGCCUUGGCAAACACACAACCUUCAACAGUUAUAUAUAAUGUAUUUGAUCAGGUUGAAUCAAAAUACAUUUUUUCAGCUUAUGAGAAUUUAAAUGUCUAUGCAACCACGAUUUUGAACACAAAGAUCUAUAGCCAUGAUAUUUUAGCUCAGUUUUCCUUAGAUGUUGCAGAUUCAAUGUUCUUGUCGGAGCUCCAAAAUCAAGAUUCUUUCCACAUUGAAGCCAAAACAUUGAGAGUUCGUAAUUGCUGCUUCUCAGGAGGAGAAGAGUCCUGGUUCACAGCAAGAAAUCUCAUUUAUAACUUAACAAAUGUUCCAAGCAAUCAAUGCGACCAAGCAGUUUUAAUAAGAGACUUCCCAUAUAAGGUUCACAAAUCAAACGAAGUUAUUUUUAAGAUGCUCAUUAGAUAUACCAACUAUUAA